AUGAAAUACGAACGAGUGACAUCGCAACCCGAGAAUCCAUACUCCAAACUCAUCCCCGAACAAAAGAUUGCCGUUAUUCCAGAGUUCGACCUCGAGAGCGGCGGUGUGCUUUAUAAUGUGCCGAUAGCUUACAAGACGUAUGGCACUCUGUCGCCUGCCUGCGACAAUGCCAUGGUCAUCUGCCACGCCUUGACUGGUAGUGCCGAUGUUGGCGACUGGUGGGGUCCUCUGCUUGGAGGUCCUGGCAAGGCCUUUGACAUGUCGCGCUUCUUCGUUGUUUGUCUGAACAGUCUGGGCAGUCCGUAUGGAAGCGCGAGUCCGGUGACGAGCAAGGACGGCAAUUCACAGAACGAGCAUUACGGACCAGAGUUUCCUUUGACCACUGUCAGAGACGACGUCAACAUCUUCAAGCUAGUGCUGGACGACUUGGGCGUCAAACAGAUUGCUGCUGUGGUUGGAGGUUCCAUGGGAGGUAUGCUCGUGCUGGAGUUCGCCUACUUUGGCAAAGACUACGUGCGCUGCAUCGUACCCAUUGCUACAUCAGCUCAAUACAGCGCUUGGGGCAUCAGCUGGGGUGAGGCUCAGAGACAGAGCAUCUACAGCGACCCCAAGUACGACGACGGAUAUUACACCUUCGAGGACCCCCCAUCCACCGGUCUCUCGGCCGCUCGCAUGUCAGCACUGCUCACCUACCGCAGCCGCGACUCGUUCGAAUCCAGAUUCGGUCGCAACACUCCCGAUCCUUCGCGCAGACAAAAUAUCAAUGGUUCCCUCCGACCUUCAACGCCCUCGGGCGACCACUUUGCCAUCCACAACGAAGGCCACAAGAACGCCGGCUCUCCUCGCUAUUCCCGCGUCAACAGCUCUGCCGAUUUGUCCACCUCAAUCGAAUCUCUACCUCUCGCCAACACACCUCCCCAAAUGACCAUUAUGGACCCUCAAUUCCACGGCACCACACCGCUGCCCACCAAUGCCGCUCCUCCCUCUGCCGCAAGCCUCCGCCUCAAACGUACACCCACCUACUUCUCCGCCCAAUCCUACUUACGCUACCAAGGCGAAAAAUUCAUCAAGCGCUUCGAUGCAAACUGCUACAUUGCCAUCACUCGCAAACUAGAUACCCACGAUGUGUCACGGGGCCGUCUUCCUGCUGAUACACAAACAACCACACCUGUGGCCGACGCUUUGGCGUUGAUCGAGCAACCGACACUGGUACUGGGUAUUCAAUCCGAUGGCCUCUUCACCUAUGCCGAGCAAAAAGAAUUAGCAGCUGCCAUCCCCAAUGCCACACUCAAGAACAUAGAUUCUCCCGAAGGCCACGAUGCAUUCUUGCUCGAGUUUGAACAGGUCAAUAGAUUCGUGUUGGAUUUCUUGCAUGAAGUGUUGCCCGACGUCAUGGCUAGAGAGCCAGUCGACUUCGCCAGUGGUCAGGGUGUCGAGGGCGAUCAAGCAGUAAAGACAUCGACAUUUGGUGAGGCCGAAGUUGGUGAUAUCACAGCUUGGUAG
Messenger RNA from Aureobasidium namibiae CBS 147.97, 1503 nucleotides. RefSeq names its product homoserine O-acetyltransferase. The transcript is spliced from 2 exons. The record is from RefSeq and is a predicted model, not a curated record. Gene Ontology annotation, molecular function: homoserine O-acetyltransferase activity. Gene Ontology annotation, biological process: L-homoserine metabolic process. NCBI's taxonomy places the organism in Eukaryota, Fungi, Ascomycota, Dothideomycetes, Dothideales, Saccotheciaceae. The coding region runs from base 1 to 1503 and encodes 500 amino acids.